This is a messenger RNA of Symbiodinium sp. CCMP2592, 8415 nucleotides long. NCBI's taxonomy places the organism in Eukaryota, Dinophyceae, Suessiales, Symbiodiniaceae. The record is from the annotation of a GenBank genome assembly.
AUGGCGGGCGAGCUCAAGCAAGGGAAGCCUCUGGUUGAGUUCCGGCCGCUGACAAGCGCAGUCUUGCCGGAUGUUUUUGCCGGCCAUGACGAGAUCACGGCCAUCACCGUCGGUGCUUCGAUUGCUGGCGUUGGAACCCGCCUUGGCAAUGUCUGCGUUUGGGAACAUGGUGUCACCAACGUGCGGAAGAUACCAAUGGGCAACGCGUGCAUCCAUGCUUUGGCGACGGAUUCCGAUGGCUUCUUCGUGGCAGCUGCAACUGGUGAUGGGCGCAUUGUGGUCUGGCCUCUAGGCAACGGCGGCGAGCCCUGGGUCGCGGAGCACUCUCGCUUGCCUGUCCUUGGUUUGGCUUUAGCUCCAAACUUCGGGGCGCAGAAGGACACUUUCGCACUCUGCGCUGGAGGCGAUGAUGGCCGCCUGAUCCUGCACCGACGAACUUUUCUGGGUGGCCAGACACUUCUGCAUUCCGGAGAAGGGCAGAUCAAUCAGGUGCGCUGGCGGGCCUCCCUCAUCGCUUGGGGCAACGAGAAAGGUGUGAAGGUCUACAACACCGCAACCUCUCAGAAGGUCACCUAUGUCCCCCGACCUCAGGGAGGGGGGCGAGUGACAGGCCUUCUCUGGAUCUCAGAUGACCAGCUGGCCAUGUCUUGGUCCUCUGGGGUGAAACUUGCGGUCAUCCUCCCUGCCGAAGGCGCCAACCUGUAUGCCCAGGUGCGGCACGACCUUCCCUGUCCGGAUGUGAUCCACGGUCUGGGCCUCGCCGGACCGGGGGCGCUCAGCACCCUCGAAGUGACGGGACCACAAGGCGUCGCGAUGGCAGGCGGGGCAAUUGAUGUGACCCAGCUGGCUACCCAGCUGCAAGCCUUGCAGAACGAACUGCUCGAGAGCAGGAGGAGAGAAGAGGAUCUGAAUAAUCGCCUGACGGCGGUUGCGCAGCAAGCAACGGCUGCAUCUGCGGCUGGCGGUCCGGGCGUUUCGCCUGGGCUGCAGACCGUGAUGCAGCAGAUGGUGGAGACCCAGAAAGCCAUUCUGGAAGCGACCAAGAGACCGGAUAAGAAGCUGACGCUGAUCGACAAUCGGGGGCUCGCGAAGCCCAGCAACUACAGUGGAGAGACGGAUUUUCUCCAGUGGAAGAUACGCCUAGAGGCGUUUGUUGCGAGCGUCCACCCGGACCUUGAGGUUGCUAUGGCCUGGGCAGAGGAAGAAGCUGAUCCUAUCAGCUCGGCUGCGCUUACCGCUGCCUUCGGGGAAACGAACCCGACCGAGAAGCACAUUGCCGAUCUCGAAGAUAUGCAGGCCCAGCUUUACGCUGUGCUGCAAACGCUCUGUGAGAAGGAGGCCUUUACCUUGGUCCGGUCUAGCGGCAAGGGAAAGGGCCUGGAAGCUUGGAGGAAGCUCAGCAAGCGGUUCGAUCCUUCUACGGGAGGUCGCCGCCGAGCUAUGCUGCGGGGCGUGCUGAACCCGCAAAGGGUGAACCGCGUUGAGGAGCUAUCGGCUGCGGUCGAGGCUUGGGAAGAACAAGUGCGCCUGUACGAAAACAGGCGGAAGCCUGACGGUACGCGGCCGACCCUUGACGAGGACAUCAAGACGGCGAUCCUCGAGUCGAUCUGCCCGACGGAGGUCGAAAAGCACUUGCAGCUGAACCAAGCACGGUUCGAUGGCUACGAGGAUGUGCGCAAAGAGCUGAGCGCCUACCUGGAGACGCGUGUGGGGCUCAAGCUCAAGCCUGGUGCGCCUGUUGACACGGGCGGUCCGGCGCCAAUGGACGUCGGCGCGUUCGGUCAAGAGCCCAAGGGCAAAGGAAAAGGCAAGCCGGCGAAGAAGGAACAACGUGUAUGCCACAACUGUGGCAAGCCAGGACACCUUGUCGCCGACUGCUGGGCACCGGGCGGAGGAAAAGCGAAGAAAGGAGGAAGCGGCGGAAAGCCGAACAACGCCAGUCCGCCAAAGGGCGGAAAAGGAGAAGAGGCCACUACCUGGGACGGCGGUGGUUGGGAAGAGGGCUGGGACCAAAACGAGGGUUGGAACGAAGUUGCGGGCUCAAACGAAAGUAACUACUUAGCUCUAGGAGCCCUGCACCUUUCCGCGCCGAUGGCGCGCGACAUGCAAGAGGAAAGCCGCGAGGAGGAGUUCGUGGAAGAAGACCCUCCGGUCUCAGACGCCCCUACGGCAACCAGCGUGUUCCCUACGGUGCCCGCCGGUGCUUCACUGGCGGACCCGGCUCUUGUGAAUGCUCUCUCCAGCCUGCCUCUGGUGGCUCAGCUCGGGGGCGUGUCUCUGCUUUCGGAUUCCGGGGCAGGGUCCUCUCGGGACACCAGUGUGGAUGUGAUGCUUCGGCUUCUGCGUGAGAACCUCACUUUGGGGAUGCUCGUGCGGCAGCAGGCGGCCCAGCUUGAGUCCUCCGGCUUCGGUUCGGCUGGAGGCUCCUCAGGUGCUGCGCCGGGACCUGCGCCUGCGACCCCAAGGGCGGCUCCACCAAAGCCGCCCAAAAGGGCAAAGAAGGAGGAGAAGAAAGAAGAAGUGAAGAAAGAAGAGGUGAAGACCGAAGACGAGGAGAAGCCGGAGGUGGCGGCUCCAAAGCCGAAGGCCAGUCCCCCGAAAGGGGUGCCGCCGAAGCCGGCGGCGAAGUACCUGAAGCCCAAGCCGAAGGUGCUACCGAAAGCCGGAGAAGAGGUCCCCGCACGCAGGGAGUUGACAAAGCCAAGCAGCGGCGACGACACUAGCGGGGACGGAGACGAAGAGGAGGAGCCGCGAAACAAGAAGAGAACCCGGAGUGCCGGGAUGAAGCAUGUGAUCCCAGAGGAAGAUUGGAAGAAGAUGCGCUUUCGGGAGCGCCAGGAUCACAAGAAGGAGCUGCGGAAGAAGAUCCCGCCGGGGUCGCUUGGAGAGGCUGUCUUGAAGGCCCAGGGAACAGACUGCGACACCUGCUCGGAGAGGCGCGACCGCGGAAGGUCUGCGGUGCGCCGGUUUGCCGCGAAGGCGGUGGAGCGGGCUAAGCAGAAGAGUGCGGGCGAGACUCCGGGCUUUGUUUCGCCUGGAGCCGCCGCGGGCACGACGCACUCCAAGGUUUCGGCGCCUAAGCCGCCGCCGGACCUUAGGAAGCCUAACGAGCCUAAGGGCCCGCCGCCAAAGCAGAGAAGAUCCAGCGAACCGAAGGCGCCCAAGACGCCACCCAGCGAGCCAAAGGCGCCCAAGACGCCACCGAAGAGGAGCUCCAGUGAGCCGGGGGCGCCGCCAAAGCGCCUCUCAGGGUUCACCGCUGGGAGCAUCAACUUGCUGCGUGGUGCCUUGAUGGAGCAGCUGCGCAAGAACAUCGACGAGGAAGAGGAUGAAGACGCUAAGAAGCGCCUGGACGAACAGCGCAAGCAGCUCGCGAGAGACCGGCCGAGGCAAAGCGUGGUCAUCACCAGGGAAAACCUGGACGACCAGUCCUUCCACGACAGCCGGUACUACGCAGAUCGGGCGGCCGGCGUCGCCCACCACGUGGCGUGGAAAGGCGAGAAGGGUAGAAGGCGUGCCAUCCUCAGCCGCCGCGAAGGGCUGAAGGAUCGGGUGGCAGACCGCCUGGAAAAGGACGAGGAGUGGCACCGACGCUACGAGGACCGGGGCGCCGGGAAGAAGGUCGAUAAGACCGAUCGGUUCCGCGGGGAGACCGAGGUGAUCGACGAACGGUCGCGGGACAAAGGGAAAAGCGAGGCCACGAAGGAGGCCGCGCCACUCUCGAGGAAAGCUCGGGAGAACCUACGCCAGGAACCGAACGACGAGGAGGAGCUCCUGGCCAAGGAUCCGAACAAGAAGGAGAGAGGCCCUCGCAAGCGAGGGGCUGAUUACUAUCGUCGGAAGAAUGCUGCGAGGCGGCGUCGCAAGCGUGGAGAAAAGGAAGAAAACGAUGAGAAAGAGGAGCGCGACGAGCCGCCGCCACCGGACGAGCCCCGAGACGACCAAAGUGGGCUGAAGAGGCCAAAGGGGCCACCGGGAGGACCCAGCAUCUUCGUUCACUCCUUUGGCACUUCGGCCGAUUCGGCUGGAGUGGUCGAGGAGGUGGACGGAUGGAAGCGCAUCCGGUUGAAUUUGGAUACCGGGGCCGCCGCGACCGCGAUCCCAAUCGAGCUUGCCGAAAGCUUGAAGGAGAUGGGAUACGCCUUGGGGCCCACCAGCGGAACAACCUACAAGACCGCGAACGCCGAGAUGAUGCGGGACGAGGGCGGCCUGCAGAUUCGAGGCACCGACGCCCGUGGAAACUUGAAGGGAGUGACCGGAAGGGUCACGGGCGUUCAUCGCCCGCUGGCGUCGGGAAGCAAGGUGGCUCAGGGCCACCACCUGGCGCUGACAAAGAAGGGCGGCUGCUUGAUUCCCCUUGGGAGCAAGGCGGCCGCGGAGUACGAUCAGUUCAUGGCUGGCCUGGUGGCCCGCCACCACGCCAUGCUUACGCCUGUUACCGUCGAGAACGGCAUCUAUAUGCUUGACUUUUGGGUGCAGCCACGCACCACGGACCGGAAGCCCGAGCUGAACGCAACGGGCGACAACGAAGAGGAGAAGGAGAAGGAGGAUGCCCCUGCCGGCGAUGGGGAAGCUGCACAUGAGGGGCGGAUGGCAAUCGCCCGGCGGUCUCCCAAAGAUCCGUCGCCCGCCGAGAUCGACGAACACCGCGCAGCGGGGCAUGUUACGCACCGUUUUAAGGAAGUUUGUUUGAAAAGCGACAACGAGAACCCCAUCGUGGCGCUGAAGAAGAAGGUGAAAGAGGAGAUGAGUUUGAAGGUGCACCUCGUUGAGGUGCCGGUGGAGGACCACCAAGCAAAUGGAUACAUUGAGGUGGGCGUGCGUGAGAUGAAGCGGCAGGUCCGGGCGAUUCUCUCGGACUUGCAAGAGCGGCUUGGUUUCGAUAUCGAGCCGGCCCAUCCAUGCAUGAUGUGGCUUCCGCGCCACGCUGCCUACCUGCUUUCUCGGUUCCGCGUGGGAUCGGACGGCCGGACGCCUUACGAGAGGACGUUCGGAAGGAAGUGGAAAACUCCACUUGUGAGCUUCGGCGAGCACGUGCUCUUUAGGCCGAGGCAGCCGCGAGACGGCAGGAAACACGACCUAGAGCCCAGGGUUAGCAUGGGCAUGUUCGUGGGGGUUGGCGCCAACAACGACGUGUUCAUCAUGACAGAACGGGGUGUUGUGAAGGGCGCCUCGAUCAUGCGCCGGCCUCCUGCGGACCAGUACAAGUACGAGAACUGGAGCAAACUCCGAGGUGUUCCUUGGAGGCUCCAGGCCCGAGAGCCAGGAGAGCUUCGGGUCGACCUGCCUGCGGUGGUUGGACAGCCGAGGCGUGCGCCGCAGGAGGAAGUGGUUCCGAGGAACCUGUACGUUCUAAAGAGCGACCUGGAGAGGCACGGCUACACGCCGCUGUGCCCGGGCUGUGAAGCCCUGAUCUGCGAUAUGCCGCGCAGAUCGCACAAUAACGAGUGCCGCCUAAGGAUCCAGGCGGAACUUCAGAAGACUGAAGAUGGAAAGGCGCGCAUUGAUGCGGCCAGGGCCCGGCUUGACGCCGGGAGGAGGCCCAAGAACCAAGGAGGGGCUCCAGCAGCUGCGGCCGCGGCCAACGCACCUGUGUUGGUCGGCGCGCCGGAGCCAGACGCCGAAAUGGCUGCGGGAGAAGCAGCAGGAGAGCCCGAGCCCAGAGGUGCCGCUCGGGAGCUGCAGGAACGCGAGGACGUUCGAGACGGAAGCCCCAGGAAGAAGAGGAAGGAAGGAAAGAAGAAAGGAGAGAAGAGAGACGCCGAGGAGGACGUCGAAGUGCUGCACGAAAGGAUGCAGCAAGCAGAUGGAGGAGGAGAAGAAGCAACAGUGAUGGGGCCACUCCCUUCUGCUGGGAGUAGAGAUCCCCAACCAGAGCGGGUGCCAGAGCCAUCGGCCGAUUCGGCUGGAGGAUCUGGCGCUAUGGCUCUGAACCAGUUCACCGAGUGUCUCUGCGCUGUCUUGAGGGACGCGCGCGCCAAGGGCACCGUGAAGGAAGUUUUCUCCGUGCCGCGGGUUGCGGCACAGGCACAAGUGAAGGCCAUGAGGCCUGGUUUCUCUGUGGACCUCGAGGCUACUCGUGGGGACGGCGAAGCCUGGGACCUCAGCAAGGACUCCCACGUGAACGAGCUGUUCGAGCUUUUGGAGCGUGAGGAGCCCAAGUUUCUUGGGGGCUCGCCACCACGUGGCCCGCUCUCAAGUUUACAGCAGGUGGUGGAUGCAUCUGCGAAGGUCGCGCCUUCCGCUAGGCGCGAGGCUGUGGAACGAGACCAGAAGCAUUUGAGGACCACCGUCCGUGCUUACUGGACGCAAGUGAACGCAGGAAGGUACUUUCUGCACGAGCACCCCUCGGGAGCAAGAAGCUGGGAGGAGCCAGAGGUUAAGGAACUCAAGGCGGACCCCCGCGUCUUCGAAGUUCGAGGUCCCACCUGUCGGUGGAGUCUGAGUGGAAGCUCGAAAGCGACUGUGAACAAGGAGACGCGGUGGCUCACGAACUCGAGUACCGUCGCCGACGUGCUGCGCAGAGCGAGCGCGGCAUCAAAGGGCAAGCUUUGGCACCGGGAGGCCGAGAUCGUCAAGGGACGGGUCAAGGCCACCCAGGAAUAUCCCGCAAAGCUUGUGCAGGGUAUCUUGGAGGCGUUUCGCGCCCAACUUAUCGAGGACGGCGAGUUUUCUCAAGCUCUCAACAUGAUGGAGGCAGGUCCUGUACCGGACUCUGCUCCUGUCAUUGACGAGGAGGAAGAGGUCUUCAACCACCUUCCGGAGGCGAGCGAUCCUAUCGAGGGACCUGUCUACGACUCCAACACUGGAGCAGAGUUGGACCUCGAGAAGGUUGCAGCUGCUCGCAAGGAAGAACUAGAGUGGGUUCGAAAGCAAGACCUCUACGAGAAAGUUCCGGAGGAGCAAGCAAAGGCUGCAGGAAAGAUGCCCAUAACGAUGAAAUGGGUAGAUCGCAAUAAAGGGGAUAACGAACGGCCCAACUACCGAUCACGACUUGUCUGUCGUGAGGUAAAGCGUGCCAAGAACGCGGAAUUUAUUCCCGAGUUCGCUUCCUUUAGCGCGAUGCCGCCCCUCGAGGCGGUAAAACUGCUCCUGUCACUCAUGGUGACACUGAAGGUCGCCAAGAAGAGCCGAUCGCCUCUGAAACUUCGGCUCAUCGACAUAUCCCGGGCUCACUUCUAUGGGAAGGCCCAGAGGGAUGUCUUUGUGACGUUACCUGAGGGUGACCGUACACCAGGGAUGGUUGGCAAGCUUCGCAAGUCCAUGUAUGGGACGCGGGAUGCAGCUGCCAUAUGGCAGGCUGAUUACACCGCGGCCCUUCUGGCUGCUGGGUUCGAAAGAUGCCCAGCAUGGCCUGCCAUCUUCUUCCACAAGGAUCGAGAGAUUCGUCUCCUGGUCCACGGUGACGAUUUCCUCAUUUUGAGUGACGACGCCGGACAAGCCUAUGUGGAGCAGAUCCUGAGAUCCAAGUACGACCUUAGGGUUGAUGGAAGCAUCGGGCAAGGGGAAAAGAGGCAGGAGUUUUGUGUACUGAACCGUCUCGUACGUUUCGACGAGAGGUCAGGCACUAUCUCCUACGAGCCUGAUCCCAGGCACGCUGAAAUCAUUCUGAAAGACUUGGAAAUGGAAACCUGCAAGCCGGUAAAGAGCCCAAACGAAAAGCUUAAGGCAGAAGACGUUGCAAAGCGUCUGGAGAUGCCUACGGUUGCGCCGGACCGCAUUAGCAAGUACCGCUCCUUGGUCAUGCGUGCGGCCUUUUUGGCGCAAGACAGGCCAGAUCUGUCUGAAACCGUCAAGUGCCUUGCACGGAAGAUGCAAGGGCCUACGGAGGCUGACUUCGGAGACCUCAAAAGGGUGGCUCGGUAUCUGAAAGGUACAAUGCGGCUGGUGCAAAGGUUCACGCCACAGAGGUUCAGCGAGGUAGUCACAGUCCACGCGGACAGUGACUUCGCGGGAUGCCUUCAGACGCGCAAAAGCACCACCGGACUCGUGUGCUACUACGGCAAGCACGAGGUGAGGCACUCGAGCAACCUUCAAAGCACGGUGUCACUAUCCUCGGGAGAAGCCGAGUACUACGCUCUGGUGAAGGGAGUGGCCAGUGGGAUGGCUACUCAAGAGCUACUGCGUGGAUGGGGCUUGGACGUGAAGCUGCAGGUUCACACUGACAGCGCUGCUGCACUGGGUACCUGCAACAGACUCGGGUUGGGUAAAUCCCGACACGUGCAGACACGUUACCUGUGGAUCCAAGAGAAGCUCGCAAACAAGCAGUUCGAGCUGUUCAAGAUCGACACCAAGCUGAACACGGCUGACCUGCUUACUAAGUCGCUAGCCGUGGAAAAUGCUGAGCAGCACCUGAAACGCAUGGGCUUCGAAGUGGUCUCUGGUAGAAGCGGUUUAGCGAAAGCAGUUGUAUAG